Molecule: messenger RNA, 4787 nt
Organism: Cephus cinctus (wheat stem sawfly)
Lineage: Eukaryota; Metazoa; Arthropoda; Insecta; Hymenoptera; Cephidae
Gene: Tudor-SN
Product: staphylococcal nuclease domain-containing protein 1
Exons: 9
Coding region: 275-2986 (903 amino acids)
Biological process (GO): mRNA catabolic process; regulatory ncRNA-mediated gene silencing
Cellular component (GO): RISC complex; nucleus; cytosol
Molecular function (GO): RNA binding; nuclease activity
Source: RefSeq, a predicted model, not a curated record
UGUUGCCACAUCAGCACCACCAUCACCGUUGCCGCCACCGUUGCUGUAAAUGAAAGUUCAGUAAUCUCCGUGUGUAGAUCGCGCUCGCGCCGACUCCGAUAGACGUGGUAGACGCGAAUCACUACUGGAAACGGUGCAAUAUGCUAAAUUCUUCUUGAACGCAUCGCGUUAGUACCCUGUGGAGGUUCUACGCACGAGGAAAAACUUGGCGCUGUGUAAAUCAUACAUUGAAUAUUUUAUCGUCGAACCACUUGCUGAUUGAAGGAACAUCACUAUGAGUGCUCCUCCACAAGUACAAAAGAAGUGUGGGACCGUCAAGGAGGUCAAGUCUGGUGAUACCAUUAUUAUCAGAGGUCCAGUCAUUGAUGGUCCACCACCUGAGAUUCAACUUAAACUGUCUAACAUUACUGCUCCGAAAGUAGCUCGUGCUGCUACUAAAAAUAAAAAUAUUCCUGAAACUAAAGAUGAACCAUAUGGUUGGGAAGCUAGGGAAUUCCUCCGUAAGAAACUCAUUGGGCAGAAUGUGUUUUUUACACAUGAGAACCCUCCAAAGUCUACUGUAAACUAUGGAACAGUGUGGCUGGCAAAAGGUAACAUAGCUGGCGAGAAUGUUACUGAAUCAUUAGUGUCUGAAGGUCUAGUGUUUGUAAGAGGAGAUGUUCGCAAUGUUACUCCAGAAUUGGCUCGUUUGCAAGAGUUAGAAGAAAUGGCCAAAGCUGCUGGCAAGGGCAGAUUCUCAUCUGACCCACCAUCCAAUCACGUGCGUGAUGUAAAAUGGGUUGUGGAGGAUCAACGUGCCCUGUUUGACAAGUUUGGCGGAAAACCCAUUAAAGCAAUCAUUGAGAAAGUCCGAGACGGCUCAUCCGUAUACGCAUUCCUUUUACCCGAUUUCUACAACAUCACCUUAAUGAUUUCUGGCAUCCGAUGUCCUGAAUUCAAGCAAAACAAAGAUGAAAUCAUUGAUGAGCCUUACGGUCGAGAAGCACAGUUCUUUGUUGAGUUUCGCCUCCUGCAGAGAGACGUGGAAAUAGUACUAGAGUCCGUCGAGAAUAAUGCCUUCAUUGGUAGUAUCCUCCACCCUAGAGGUAACAUCGCCGAACAACUUCUGGAGCAAGGUUUUGCAAAAUGCGUUGAUUGGUCUAUGAAUAAUUGUACAAAAUCCGUCGUGGAGAAGAUGCAUCUCGCGGAAAAACGUGCAAAAGAGCAGCGAUUACGUAGAUGGAAGGACAACUAUGUACCAUCCGGUCCACAAAUAUCGAAUAAAGAUCGGGAAUUUACUGGUAUUGUCACUGAAAUUGCUAAUAACGCAGAAUCGCUUAUAGUGAAGCUGCCAAAUGGCGAUACCAAGAAGAUAUUUUUGAGCAGUAUUCGACCGCCAAGAGAAAAGAGGCCUCCAGGCGAAGAGGGUAAAAUUACUCCGAGAUCAAAGGACUUCCGUCCUCUCUACGACAUCCCGUGGAUGCUUGAGGCGCGCGAAUUUUUGCGCAAAAAACUCGUGAGAAAACCUGUCAAAGUUGUCGUUGAUUAUAUUCAGCCAGCUAAGGAUAAAAUGCCUGAGAAAGUUUGCUGUACCGUUACCAUUGGCAAAGUUAACAUUGCAGAAGCUAUGGUAUCCAAGGGUCUUGCUACCGUCGUGAAGUAUAAACAGAAUAACGAUCAGCGUUCUUCGCAUUACAAUGACCUUCUCGCUGCUGAAAGCAAAGCUGAAAAAUCUCAAUACGGCGUACAUGCAAAGAAGGAUAAUCCAAUUCAUCGUGUAACAGAUCUCUCUGGAAAUCCCACCAAAGCCAAAUCCCACUUGGCUUCUUUGAAACGUGCACGUGGCACGAAAGCCGUUGUGGAAUUCGUGACGAGCGGUUCCCGUGUGAAACUUUAUCUCUACAAGGAGUCUCUUCUCAUCACAUUCUUACUAGCUGGUGUUAAAGCACCAAGAGGACCUCGACCAUCCCCAGGAGGCGGUGGUACCAUCCCUGGAGAACCCUACAGCGAGGAAGCCCUAUUAUUCACUACGGAGCAUUGCCUACAACGUGAAGUAGAAAUUAAUGUCGAAGGCAUGGACUCCAAGGGAAGUAAUUUCAUCGGAUGGUUAUUCGUUGAUGGAGUAAACUUGUCCGUCGCCCUUGUCGAGGAAGGUCUCGCCGAGGUACCUAGUUUCGGUGCUCUUGGUGAACACAUUAAUACUCUUAAAGCAGCCGAGGAGCGUGCCAAGUCUAAGAAUCUUAACAUUUGGAAAGACCGCAUCGACGUUGAAGAGGAAACGAAGAAAGUCGACGAAGAGCGCGAGGUCGUUAAAAGAAAGAUCGAUUACCGUGAAGUCAGAAUCUCUGAAGUGACGGAAGAGCUCCACUUCUAUGCUCAGAAUGUAGACCAGGGCGAUCAAUUGGAAGAACUCUUAUCACGGUUACGCCAAGAACUGACAGCCAACCCUCCACUUCCUGGUGCAUACAAUCCUAAGAGAGGCGAACUAGCCGCUGCGAAAUUUACCUGCGAUGACCAGUGGUAUCGUGUCAAAAUUGAAAAGGUCACUGGCACGAAGAUCAGCGUCUUCUACAUCGAUUAUGGUAACCGAGAGACACUUGACGUCACGAGGGUCGCAUCUCUGCCUGCUGAAUUCGCAUCCGCUGGUUCAUUCGCAACCGAAUACGCUCUCGCGUGCGUCGCCUUGCCUCCUGACAACGAUGAUAAGAAGGCAGCUUACGAAGCACUUCUUCAAGACAUAGUGGAUAGAACUCUAAAAUUGAAUGUCGAAUACAAAGUAGCUGGUUUGCCACAUGCUACUCUAGUGGAUCCAGAAACCAACGAUGACAUCGGUCUGGCUCUUGUUCAAGAUGGCUACGUACUAGUGGCAAACAUUCAGGAGAGAAGGCUCGAGGAACUGAUUAAGGAAUACAAGACAGCAGAAGAUAAGGUGAAGGCAGAACACCGUAACAUUUGGCAGUACGGUGACAUUAGAGAAGAUCCUAAAGAAUUCAGUGGUACUCGUUAAUCGGUAUUUCAUGUCGCUCAGGAAUAUAAAAAGACACAAGAACAACAAAACAAAGGGGAUAUUAAAAGAAAAAGAAAUAUAAGAUACCAAGGAAAAGGCAUAAUAUUAUAGAUUCUACAAUAAAUACAUAUUGAUUCAUAAUAAUAGAUUUACAAAAGAAUGUGCGACAGUAUGGAGAUUUUGGAUGUUCCAUCAGGUUGUGAUUCAAUUAUGUUCGAAUAGAUACAAAGAAAGAGAAAGAAAGACAAAUUAUAAAUUGUAAAUAAUAUUCUUCAUACGACCGAGAAGAACUAAUAACAUAAAGGUGAACGAAAAUUAAUGUGAAUGGUCCCUUGCCCAUCAUCAUCAUCAUCAUCAUCAUCAUCAUUACUUUCCUGUCCAAUGAGACUGCUGUCAUUGAUGUCAUGUAUACUUACAUACAAUGUCAGAUUAACUUUUUUUUUUAUAUAUACCUCUAUCAUUUUAUCUUGUCAAUGCUCUCCCAAUCGCCCACGGCCCACAAUGAUGCCAGGUAUAUAAUGAGGCUCAAAACCAAUUAAACAUGAAUUGUAUAAAAGGAAAUAAUAAUUCGCCACUUUAUACAUGGCUCACGUUCAAUUCUAUAUUACUUUCUAUCAAGAUACGAUCAACGUCACGGAGUCUCGGUCGUCCUUUAGAUUAAACUUUAUGUUGUAUAUUAAUAAUAACAAUCCGGUAUCGCAACGACUGUUUUUUAAAUGUUAACACAGAACUCGAAAUUCAUACAACACAAUUCUAAUUGUUCGUGAUAUUAUCUUUAUACGUCUCUAUAAACGAUAAUCAAAGACGUUAAUUAAUUUAAAUGAAAAUCUAUUGUAGCAACAUGUAAACUUUCACGAACGUUAUCAGGUGUUGUGUGACGGAUUUGUCAUAAGUAUUUUAGAUUUAUAAAUUUCAAUAAUAACAAUUAUCUCUGUUUCGUUUGACUGAAGGAAUGAGACUCCAAUCAUACAUUGCGGUAUAGAUUAUAAGUACUACAGAAAGUGAUUUCUCUUGAUUAUAUUUGCAAAUGACAAAUAUUCUUUACUAUUUUGCUUCUUUGCACUGUAUUGCAUGACUCUUAUUAAAUCAUGUAACACUGCACCAAUCGCUGGCAAGAAUCUAAUUGUAUGAUAUUGUACAAUAGAUUCAAGAUAGUGCAACAUUAUAAAGAUUCUUGAUCGAGAGGCAACCCCUUGUAACAUACAGUCACUCAAGAACAGAAAGGAUUUUAUUAACGAUCUUAAUAAUAAUGUCUGCACGUCUUCUUCACACAAUCUUCUUGAUACUUUUGCGUUUAUUUAAUCGUCUGUACGCAAAAACUUUCUCCUAUAAUACUCGAGCAGUUGAUGUAUUAAUUAAUUAAUUGCGAUAUAAGAAAUUUUUGAAAAAUUUUGGCGAGCCAUAUGUAUUUAAAAAAAGAUACAUUCCACAUAUUUAUAUAACAAUAAGGGAAGCGCAUGACAAAUAAAGGUGCGAGACCACAAUAUAUAUUGUACAAGUUUAAAACAAUUUAUACGUACCAUACGUGAGUGUAAUUCAGGAAUUUUUCAGAAAGUAAUAUUUACUGAUAAAUAAUAACGUUGCAUGUCAAUAUUAUUAUUAAUAUUAUCAUUAAUACCGAACAUCGUUCUAACGCAGUAUCUAUAAUAGCGUGUAGCGUUGUUACGUAUUCAUGAAACAAUCGCGGAAUUGAGAUUUGCGUACGAACACAAAGCUUGGAUUCAAUAUUUAGAAUUGGUCAAAUGAAAUAGACAAAUAGUAAUUUUUUCAAGCAAAUAUAUUGCAGUCUCUUCAUCGUUUA